CGCCGUGUCCGCCCUCUUCCCGUCCACUCGUCGCCUCGCCUCGCCGCCGUUCCUCCCACCGUCGCCCCGGUGCGGUCGUCGCCGUACCGUUCCUGGAGACAAACCGGAGCAGGCUCGGUGUUUCGCUGCGAUGGCGCGCGUGUACGUCGGCAACUUGGAUCCUGCUGUGACGGCCCGGGAGCUCGAGGACGAGUUCCGCGUGUUUGGGGUUCUCCGGAGUGUAUGGGUUGCAAGAAAGCCACCUGGUUUUGCUUUCAUCGAUUUUGAUGACAGGAGGGAUGCUGAGGAUGCAAUUCGUGAUAUGGAUGGCAAGAGUGGUUGGAGAGUUGAGCUGUCUCGUAGUGCCAGCAGUGGUCGUGGUGGUCGUGAUCGAUCUGGUGGGUCUGAGAUGAAGUGUUAUGAAUGUGGUGAGUCUGGGCACUUUGCUCGUGAAUGCCGCCUGAGGAUUGGAUCUGGGGGUCUAGGCAGUGGAAGGCGUCGCAGCCGUAGUCGGAGCCGCAGCCGCAGUCGUAGUCCUAGAUACCGCAGGAGUCCAAGCUAUAGCAGAAGAAGCUACAGCCCCCGAGGGCGCUCUCCAAGGCGUCGUAGUGUGUCACCGGCUCGUGGGCGCAGCAUCAGCAGAUCACCAGUCCGUGGACGUGAUGAAUCUCCUGUGUAUGGCAGUGGGUAUCGCCGCAGCAGGAGCUAGAGAGCUGAACCUGAUGUCUGGAGAGUUAUGUUACAUCAGUACCCGCCAGUUAUGAGCAGUGUCCUAUUUGAAAGAUUCUCCAUCGACUGCUUGACUUUGGUUAAGUCUCCCAUAACUUUUUCUGCCCUAAUAUGGUUGUGUUUGAUUUUGAUCUCUGGAGAAACUUAUGGAUGGGUGUAUUGUUUAACUAAGAUUAGCUGCCUUUCUUUUGUGUGUUAAGAAGGCAUCGUCCUGCACUGCACUGCACUGCUUGAACGACUCAGCCGGCUACGGCUUUCAGUUAUGUCUUCAUGGUUUUGCGCUUCACUCUUCAUUCCUCGCGCAUCCUCGACUGCUCCAUGCGAACUGUGUAUUAGUUCCUGUCCUCUGUGAUGCGUGUACUUCGUUGAAGAUGCUGCUCGUCGAAAAGCAGUAACGACUUUUCUUCUUAUACCAAAUUUGUAAGGUUACACUGUGCUGAUAAAUGCAGCUUCUGGAGGCACACAUUUCUUUGUAGGUCGACUCUCCAGAAACUGCACCUGCUGGAGGGCUUGCACUCUUGCUGCCAGAUGUCCGAGGGCAAUUAUACCUUGGCAGAUACAGCUAGAGGUGUAAGCACUUCAAGACUGCGCAGAAUUCGGCACUGCGCGUAGGUCUUCAUUUUAUGACCUUCGCUCUCAACCUACUGGUUCCUCCACUGCUCCAAACAUCUUCAAAUGACGAGGGUUGGGUGCAAUAUAUUUGUUGAUUGGUUUAAUUAAUGUGCUAUUUGCUAAAUUUUGCACUGAUGAAGUCGCGCGGCGUUGAAAUGAUAGGUGUGUUGUGUGUCUCA
Molecule: messenger RNA, 1499 nt
Organism: Lolium rigidum
Lineage: Eukaryota; Viridiplantae; Streptophyta; Magnoliopsida; Poales; Poaceae
Product: serine/arginine-rich splicing factor RSZ21A
Exons: 6
Coding region: 131-688 (185 amino acids)
Biological process (GO): mRNA splicing, via spliceosome
Cellular component (GO): nuclear speck
Molecular function (GO): zinc ion binding; RNA binding
Source: RefSeq, a predicted model, not a curated record